AUGUCGUCCAAGCCGGAUGCUUCACGCCCUCGGGCGGCUGACACCAAGAAGGUGCACAUUGCCGAUACCCAGAUGACUCGCCAGAACUGGUACAAGCAUGUCAACUGGCUGAACGUCACUUUCAUCAUCGGUGUUCCCAUCUCGGGUUGCAUCCAGGCUUUCUUCGUGCCUCUGCAGCUGAAGACCGCCAUUUGGGCAGUCAUCUACUAUUUCUUCACUGGACUGGGAAUCACAGCUGGAUACCAUCGUCUCUGGGCUCACUGCUCCUAUUCCGCCACUUUGCCUAUGCGUAUCUGGCUCGCUCUGGUCGGCGGCGGUGCCGUCGAGGGCUCCAUCCGCUGGUGGGCUCGUGACCACCGUGCACACCACCGUUACACCGACACUGACAAGGACCCUUACUCUGUGCGUAAGGGUUUGCUGUACUCGCACCUCGGAUGGAUGGUCAUGAAGCAGAAUCCCAAGCGGAUUGGUCGCACUGACAUCACCGAUCUGAACGAAGACCCUGUUGUUGUCUGGCAGCACCGCAACUACAUCAAGGUCGUGAUCACCAUGGGUCUCAUCGUCCCCAUGCUGGUCGCUGGUCUCGGCUGGGGUGACUGGUACGGCGGAUUCGUGUACGCGGGUAUUCUGCGCAUCUUCUUCGUGCAACAGGCUACCUUCUGCGUCAACUCGCUGGCGCACUGGCUCGGCGACCAGCCCUUCGACGACCGCAACUCUCCCCGUGAUCACAUCAUCACCGCCCUGGUGACCCUCGGCGAGGGCUACCACAACUUCCACCACGAGUUCCCCUCGGACUACCGCAACGCCAUUGAGUGGCACCAGUACGACCCCACCAAGUGGACCAUCUGGACCUGCAAGCAGCUCGGCCUGGCCUACGACUUGAAGCAGUUCCGCUCCAACGAGAUCGAGAAGGGCCGCGUCCAGCAGCUGCAGAAGAAGAUUGACCAGAAGCGCGCUAAGCUCGACUGGGGUACUCCCCUGGACCAGCUUCCCGUCAUGGAGUGGGAUGACUAUGUUGAGCAGGCCAAGAACGGCCGUGGCCUGAUCUCCAUUGCUGGCGUUGUUCACGACGUGACCGAUUUCAUCAAGGACCACCCCGGUGGCAAGGCCAUGAUUAAGUCCGGCCUUGGCAAGGACGCCACGGCCAUGUUCAACGGUGGAGUUUACUACCACUCCAACGGUGCUCACAACUUGCUUUCCACCAUGCGUGUCGGAGUCAUCCGCGGCGGUGGUGAAGUUGAGAUCUGGAAGCGCGCUCAGAAGGAGAACUCCGAAUAUGUGCGUGAUGAGACAGGCCAGCGGAUUAUCCGGGCCGGUCAGCAGGUCACUAAGAUGCCCGAGCCGAUUCCGACUGCAGAUGCAGCCUAA
Penicillium egyptiacum is the source of this 1368-nucleotide messenger RNA. Lineage: Eukaryota; Fungi; Ascomycota; Eurotiomycetes; Eurotiales; Aspergillaceae. The record is from the annotation of a GenBank genome assembly.